Molecule: messenger RNA, 1605 nt
Organism: Penicillium nucicola
Lineage: Eukaryota; Fungi; Ascomycota; Eurotiomycetes; Eurotiales; Aspergillaceae
Gene: abd1
Product: mRNA (guanine-N7)-methyltransferase
Exons: 3
Coding region: 1-1605 (534 amino acids)
Biological process (GO): 7-methylguanosine mRNA capping
Cellular component (GO): nucleus
Molecular function (GO): mRNA 5'-cap (guanine-N7-)-methyltransferase activity
Source: RefSeq, a predicted model, not a curated record
AUGGACAACCGCGCUGACGACGGAUACCCUCUGCAAUCCACGGAUUCCCGCUCUCCCCGUCAAACCACAGAUUCCUACCGACCGGGUGACCAACAAAAUCAAAGAGGCAUGGACGGAGACGCAACGUCAGAGAGGCCAUCCGCGCCAGUAUCCAAGCGUGAGAGAAUGCAAGAGCGACACCAGCGCCGCAAGCGCGGCCGAACACCUCCAUCCGUAUUCUCGCGCCGGAACCGCUCGCGCAGCCCAGAUGGCUCAGCACCCCGCGACGACAGGGAGAGACGACGCUCCCGAUCCCCUCUAGUGCCCCGUUCUCCUUCACCCGAGGCUCCUCGCCAGCGCAAACGACCAGGCGGUGGUGCGCGCCAGGGCCUUGCAGACCGUGAAACACUUCGCCGGAGACAGGAAGAGCGCGAGCGCGCUGAGCAGGACGACGCCUUGCGCAAUUCUCGUGACCGCGGCGUGACAGAUAUGGUUCGACAACAUUACAACGCGGUCCCUGAGCGUGGGCGUGAGUGGCGGAAGACUGAGAGUAAGAUUAAGGGUCUGCGGAGCUUCAACAAUUGGGUCAAGAGUACUCUGAUUCAGAAGUUUUCACCCGAUGAGGAGUUCGCCGCGAGGUUUAAUGAUACCAAGGAUUGGGCGGAUGACAGUGGGCCCCCGCCUGCUGAUGACAAGCGGCUGCUGGUCUUGGAUCUGGGCUGUGGAAAAGGUGGUGAUCUGGGCAAGUGGCAGCUAGCGCCUCAGAAUGUGGACCUAUACGUCGGUCUGGAUCCUGCCAAUAUCUCUAUUGAGCAAGCGCAGGGCCGAUAUGAGCAGAUGCGCUCUGGCCGUGGUCAGCGGGGCCGCCGUCCUCCCCAGCCGAUCUUCCAUGCUGAGUUUUACCCCAAGGACUGCUUUGGAGAGUGGUUGGGCGAUAUCAACAUCAUUCAACAGGUUGGUAUUGAUGCGAAUGCCGGACCCGGAGGGUCGAUCAUGGCCUCGCGCUACGGCGGUGGUGGCUUUGAUGUUGUCACCUCCAUGUUCGCCAUUCACUACGCUUUUGAAACCGAAGAGAAGACUCGUCAGAUGCUCAGCAAUGUUGCAGGCUGCUUGAAGAAGGGAGGUCGCUUCAUUGGUGUCUGCCCCAACUCGGAUGUCAUCGCCAGCCAGGUGUCCAAUUUCCACAAGAAGCGCAAGGAACGUGAAGCUGCCAAGCCUGCUGAGUCCGAGGGCCCUGAGGAUGGUGAGGUCGAGGAAGACGAGCGGGCCUCGUGGGGCAAUGAUAUCUACCGAGUUCAGUUCCCUGGCGCAACACCUGAAGAUGGCAUCUUCCGUCCACCUUUUGGUUGGAGGUACAGCUAUUUCAUGCGGGAGGCAGUUGAGGAGGUGCCGGAAUACGUCGUCCCAUGGGAGGCUUUCCGAGCUUUGACCGAGGAUUACAACCUAGAGCUUCAAUACCGCAAGCCUUUCUUAGAUAUCUGGGAAGAUGAGAAGAAUGACCGUGAUCUGGGUCCUUUGAGUGAGCGCAUGGGUGUCCGGGAUCGCUCGACUGGUGCCCUGGCUAUGACAGAGGAGGAGAAGGAGGCAGUUAGCUUCUACCAUGCCUUCUGCUUCUACAAGGUUUAA